CAUUUUCUGCUCUUUGUGUGGGGUGGAUUUAGCACGGGGCGAAACUGGAGCAUCAGUCGGCACAGAAGACGAAAGGAAAAUAAUAACAAUAAAUAAAAAUAACAAAAAAAAAAAAACAACAAAAAACCUAAGGAUAACGUCGAAGCGCCGUCGCAGACGCACACCGUCCGCCCGUGUGUGAGCUCCGGACGGACAUGAGAUUUACAGACUGGGUUGUUGUGUGAGUGACUCCUUGUUACCAUGACGACCCACGUUACCCUGGAGGAUGCUCUCUCCAAUGUGGACCUGCUGGAGGAGCUGCCGCUCCCAGAUCAGCAGCCAUGUAUCGAACCUCCACCUUCUUCUAUCAUGUACCAGGCAAAUUUUGACACCAAUUUUGAAGACCGCAAUGCAUUUGUGACUGGCAUCGCCCGUUACAUAGAGCAGGCUACAGUCCACUCCAGCAUGAAUGAGAUGCUGGAGGAGGGACAUGAAUAUGCUGUAAUGCUUUACACCUGGAGAAGCUGUUCCAGAGCCAUUCCCCAGGUGAAGUGCAAUGAACAGCCCAACAGAGUAGAGAUCUAUGAGAAAACAGUGGAGGUGCUGGAACCUGAGGUGACCAAACUCAUGAAGUUCAUGUACUUUCAGCGGAAAGCCAUAGAACGUUUCUGUAGUGAAGUGAAGCGCCUCUGCCACGCUGAGAGAAGAAAAGACUUUGUGUCGGAGGCCUACCUGCUCACUCUGGGCAAAUUUAUCAACAUGUUUGCCGUGCUGGAUGAAUUAAAGAACAUGAAGUGUAGCGUCAAGAAUGAUCACUCUGCCUACAAAAGAGCUGCCCAGUUCUUGAGGAAGAUGGCUGACCCUCAAUCCAUUCAGGAGUCCCAGAAUCUCUCCAUGUUUCUAGCCAAUCACAACAGGAUCACUCAGUGCCUCCACCAGCAGUUGGAGGUGAUUCCGGGUUAUGAGGAACUUUUGGCUGACAUUGUUAACAUCUGUGUAGACUAUUAUGAGAACAAGAUGUACCUGACACCCAGUGAGAAACACAUGCUACUCAAGGUGAUGGGCUUUGGUCUGUACCUUAUGGAUGGAAAUGUGAGCAAUAUCUACAAACUAGAUGCCAAAAAGAGAAUCAACCUCAGCAAAAUUGAUAAGUUCUUCAAACUCCAAGUAGUGCCGUUAUUUGGAGAUAUGCAGAUAGAGCUGUCACGCUACAUUGAGACCAGCGCUCACUAUGAAGAAAACAAGUCCAAGUGGACAUGCACACAGAGCAGCAUCUCACCACAGUACAACCUGUGCGAGCAGAUGGUGCAGAUCAGGGAGGACCACAUCCGUUUCAUUUCAGAGCUGGCACGCUACAGCAACAGCGAAGUGGUGACGGGCUCUGGACUGGACAGCCAAAAGUCAGAUGAUGAGUACAGAGAGCUGUUUGACCUGUCACUGAGAGGUUUGCAGCUACUGUCAAAGUGGAGCACUCACGUCAUGGAAGUUUAUUCGUGGAAGCUUGUCCAUCCCACUGAUAAAUUCUGUAACAAAGACUGUCCAGGCACAGCAGAGGAGUAUGAACGUGCCACACGCUACAACUAUACCAGUGAAGAGAAGUUUGCCCUGGUGGAGGUCAUUGCCAUGAUCAAAGGGCUGCAGGUUCUAAUGGGUCGAAUGGAGUCUGUGUUUAACCAAGCCAUCAGGAACACCAUCUAUGCGGCACUGCAGGACUUUGCUCAGAUGACACUUCGAGAACCUCUACGCCAGGCUGUACGCAAGAAAAAGAAUGUCCUCAUUAGUGUUCUCCAGGCCAUUCGAAAAACUGUCUGUGAUUGGGAAGGGGCAAGAGAACCACCAAAUGACCCCUGUCUUAGGGGAGAGAAGGAUCCAAAAGGUGGUUUUGACAUCAAGGUGCCCCGUAGAGCUGUAGGUCCUUCCAGCACACAGCUGUACAUGGUGCGGACCAUGCUGGAAUCGCUGAUAGCUGAUAAGAGUGGCUCUAAGAAGACUCUCCGCAGCAGUCUGGAUGGGCCCAUAGUGGUGGCCAUAGAAGACUUCCACAAGCAAUCCUUCUUCUUCACACACCUGCUCAACUUCAGUGAGGCCUUGCAGCAGUGCUGUGAUUUGUCCCAACUCUGGUUCAGAGAGUUCUUCUUGGAGCUGACCAUGGGUCGCAGAAUCCAAUUCCCCAUUGAGAUGUCCAUGCCCUGGAUCCUGACUGACCACAUCCUGGAGACCAAGGAGCCCUCCAUGAUGGAAUAUGUGCUGUACCCUCUAGAUUUGUAUAAUGACAGUGGCUACUAUGCUCUGACGAAGUUCAAGAAACAGUUCCUUUACGAUGAAAUCGAGGCUGAGGUGAACCUCUGCUUUGAUCAGUUUGUCUACAAGUUAGCAGAUCAGAUAUUUGCCUACUACAAAGCGAUGGCUGGAAGUGUCCUCUUAGACAAACGUUUCAGAGCAGAGUGUAAAAAUUACGGUGUGAUCAUCCCUUACCCUCCAUCAAACCGCUAUGAGACGCUGCUCAAACAAAGACAUGUACAGUUGCUAGGGCGUUCUAUCGACUUGAACCGUCUGAUCACGCAGAGGAUCUCAGCAGCCAUGUACAAAUCACUGGAUCAUGCCAUCAGCCGCUUUGAGAGCGAGGACCUGACUUCCAUAGUGGAGUUGGAGUGGCUGUUGGAGAUCAACAGGCUAACCCACCGGCUUCUGUCCAAGCACAUGACCCUGGAUAGCUUUGAUGCCAUGUUUCGUGAAGCCAACCACAAUGUGUCCGCUCCCUAUGGCCGUAUCACACUCCACGUCUUCUGGGAGCUCAACUUCGAUUUCCUUCCCAACUACUGCUACAAUGGAUCCACAAAUCGCUUUGUACGUACAGCCAUUCCCUUCACCCAGGAGCCUCAACGAGACAAACCAGCCAAUGUGCAGCCUUACUACCUUUAUGGGUCCAAGCCUCUGAACAUUGCCUACUCCCACAUAUACAGCUCCUACAGGAACUUUGUUGGACCGCCUCACUUUAAGACCAUCUGCCGUCUCCUUGGUUACCAGGGCAUUGCUGUAGUGAUGGAGGAGUUACUAAAGAUUGUCAAGAGCCUUUUGCAGGGCACCAUUCUGCAGUAUGUAAAAACAUUGAUAGAAGUUAUGCCCAAGAUCUGCCGCCUACCACGCCAUGAGUAUGGCUCCCCAGGUAUCCUGGAGUUCUUCCACCAUCAGCUCAAAGAUAUCAUUGAGUAUGCUGAGCUGAAGACUGAUGUCUUUCAGAGUUUAAGGGAGGUGGGAAAUGCCAUCCUUUUCUGCCUGCUUAUCGAGCAAGCUCUGUCGCAAGAAGAAGUGUGUGAUCUGCUUCAUGCUGCUCCUUUCCAGAACAUUCUGCCCAGAGUGUAUAUAAAAGAGGGAGAACGUCUGGAGGUAAGGAUGAAAAGACUGGAAGCAAAGUACGCACCUCUCCACCUUGUGCCUCUGAUUGAGAGGUUGGGAACCCCACAGCAAAUUGCCAUUGCUCGUGAGGGGGACCUGCUGACCAAAGAGCGCCUGUGCUGUGGUCUCUCCAUGUUUGAGGUCAUCUUGACACGCAUCCGCAGUUUCCUGCAGGACGGGGUGUGGCGCGGCCCUCCGCCCACCAACGGCGUGAUGCAUGUGGACGAGUGUAUGGAGUUCCACCGCCUGUGGAGUGCCAUGCAGUUUGUGUACUGCAUCCCCGUAGGCACACAUGAGUUUACAGCAGAGCAGUGCUUUGGAGAUGGACUGAACUGGGCCGGCUGUGCCAUCAUUGUGCUGCUGGGACAGCAGCGUCGCUUUGACCUCUUUGACUUCUGCUACCAUCUGCUUAAAGUCCAAAGACAAGACGGCAAAGAUGAGAUCAUCAAGAAUGUGCCCCUAAAGAAGAUGGCAGACCGCAUUAGGAAGUACCAGAUCCUAAACAAUGAAAUCUUUGCCAUCCUCAACAAGUACAUGAAGGCUGUGGAGACGGACAGUUCGACUGUGGAGCAUGUUCGCUGUUUCCAGCCUCCUAUACACCAGUCUCUGGCUACCACCUGUUGAGAAGGACACAGUGCGCACACACACAACCGAACGCACACAUUCCUCAUAGCUGUGAAACUACUUCCUGCCUCUAGCCUCUGGUCUAUU
Messenger RNA from Thalassophryne amazonica, 4086 nucleotides. It is a transcript of the gene cyfip2, whose product is annotated as cytoplasmic FMR1 interacting protein 2. Gene Ontology annotation, molecular function: small GTPase binding. Gene Ontology annotation, cellular component: synapse; neuron projection. Gene Ontology annotation, biological process: apoptotic process; cell projection assembly; regulation of actin filament polymerization. The transcript is spliced from 30 exons. NCBI's taxonomy places the organism in Eukaryota, Metazoa, Chordata, Actinopteri, Batrachoidiformes, Batrachoididae. Bases 241 to 3999 code for a protein of 1252 amino acids. The record is from RefSeq and is a predicted model, not a curated record.